ACCGGUUUGAGUUUCCCGGGCCUGACGUCACUGCCAACGCUCACUCAUUGGCCCAGUUUAGGAAGACCAAGCGUUCCCAGGACAACAAAACGCUAAACAACUGACCGAGGUAACCUGCGGCAGCUACUGACCCGCUCAGAAACACCGAGGAUUAACAUUCGCUUCAGUACAUUCGAAGUUUUCUGCGUUAAAGAAAGUUAAAGGCUUGAGUUGAGAAAGCGGGAAUCCAGGAGAAGAACCUCAAACAUGAGUGGUAACAGGAUGUACAGCCACCAGCAGAGGUUAAUGGCUCAGCGGCGGGUCCAGGAGCAGCACCGGCAGCAGGAGGCCCAGCGGGUGGACAGAGAGCGGCAGGUCCAGGCCAGCCUGAGGGAGGAGGAGGGCUUCGAGAGGAGGAGGUACCUGCGACAGGUGCAGCAGGAGCUCAAGGAGAAGCAGAUAGAGAGCGCACUGCUCAAGGCAGAGGAGGAUCGAGUUAACCGGGAAAAGCAGCUUGAACAGGAAGAGAGAAUGGCCAGGGAGCUGGCCCGCAUCAACCACGAUAAGCAGAAAGAGGAGAAAAUGAGGCAGUAUAUCAAAGAGAACAGCACGGAGCUUCGAGAGCUGGAGUUGAAGCUGAAGUCUGCGUACCUGAACAAGGACAGAGCCGCACAGAUUGCUGAGCAGGAGGCCAUGAGGUUUGAGACAAUGCGGGAAGAGGCAGACUACGCUCGCAAGAUGAGGAGCGACCGGGAGCGGGUAGCCGUUGAGCAGCAGAAGCUGCAGCAGAAGCGCCAGGAGGAGAUGGUGCAGUAUCAGAAAGAGCUGGAGCAGCAGCUCAUGGAGAGGGAGCGCAGGAGACAGGAAGCGUAUGAGGAAUUCCUCAAAGAGAAGCUCAUGGUGGACGAGAUCGUCAGGAAGAUUUACGAGGAGGAUCAGACGGAGCGGCAGCUGAAACUGGAGAAAGUCCGAGCCACUCAGCAGCAUAUCGAAGAGUUCAAGAGACAGCAGGCCGAGUGGAGGCGCAUGGAGCGAGAAAGGAUGGAGGCCGAGAACCGGCGCAUCAUGGAGUUCGCCAUGCAGCAGCAGCACAUGGAGAAGGACAGGAUAGCCAAGCUCAAAGAGAGAGAAGAGGCGAAGGAGCAUCUUCAUAAAUUGCUCUGCGUGAAGAUUGAGGAGGAGCAGCAGCAGCGUGAAGAGAUGGAGCGCGUUCGUCAGGAGCUUUAUUUGGAAGAGCAAGAAGAGGCUAACAGGCAGAGAGAAAUCGAGGAGAUGGAGAAGAAAAUCAGACAGAGGCUGAUGAUGCAACAGACCUUCCAGGAGCAGCUGGCUUUCAAAGAGAUGCGGAGGCAGGCUGAGAAAGAGGAAGAGGAGGCCUUCAGGAAGAUGAUGAUGGCCAAGUUCGCAGAGGACGACCGUAUAGAGCAGAUGAACGCCCAGAAACGACGCAUGAAGCAGCUUGAACACAAACGUGAGGUGGAGAAACUAAUAGAGGACAGAAGACGACAGCAGGAGGCCGACAUGGAGCUGGAGGCUAAAGAGAGAGCGAUUGAGGAGCAGAAAGAGGCAUUGCGGAGACAGAUCGUUGAAGAAGAGAGGCAGAGGCUUCUGAAGCGUCAUGCGACACAACUCCUUGGAUACUUGCCUAAGGGCUUGCUGCGGGAGGAUGACCUGGAACACUUAGACGAAGACUUCAGAAAACACUUUAAAACACGUCAGGCUGAUGCGUUCUCUGAUGAUGGCUGGGAGGCCAACGAUUAGAUGCUUCUUCUCC
This is a messenger RNA of Maylandia zebra (zebra mbuna), 1753 nucleotides long. It is a transcript of the gene mns1, whose product is annotated as meiosis-specific nuclear structural 1. Gene Ontology annotation, cellular component: motile cilium. Gene Ontology annotation, biological process: cilium organization. The record is from RefSeq and is a predicted model, not a curated record. NCBI's taxonomy places the organism in Eukaryota, Metazoa, Chordata, Actinopteri, Cichliformes, Cichlidae.